AUGAAUUUUAAUAUUGUUCUCGUUUUGAAACAUGUGAUCUUGUGUUGUGUUUGCAUUUUCGGUGAUAAAGUAACGGAAACGGUGCAGAAGCCGGCUUUGUUGCGGGCCUGCAUCGACAAUGCCACACAUGCCACCAUCGGAUGUAUUGCCGCGGAGAUACUACUACACAGCUUGAAAUAUCAUACUAAAAACCAAGAAUAUUGGUUUCUGCUUUUAAUAGCUACAGUUGUUUCAUCACUAAUCGAUUUGGACCACUUUAUCGAGGCAAGGUCGUUUCGUUUGCAGGAUGCUACCCACCUUGAUCGAAGACCAUUUCUACACAAUUCAGCAAUAUGUGUCGUAACGUUUGUGAUUUUAAUACUUACCAAGCGUCUGGAAAGGAAUAGAUACAGCCUUUUCAUUAGUGCGGUAUUGAUCGCCUUCAGCACACAUCAUUUGCGCGAUGCAACGAGACGUGGGAUUUGGAUCAAAUCACCAUUCCAGGACAGCAGCAGUCCUGCGGUUCCGUACGUGCUGUACCUUGCGUUUGUAAACAUCAUUCCCCAUGUGUUAUGCCUCCUAUUGCAAACUCCGUACAGCACAGUGCCGAAGAUGAAACUAGUCGAGAUGGUUUAA
Molecule: messenger RNA, 615 nt
Organism: Anopheles maculipalpis
Lineage: Eukaryota; Metazoa; Arthropoda; Insecta; Diptera; Culicidae
Product: transmembrane protein 267
Exons: 2
Coding region: 1-615 (204 amino acids)
Source: RefSeq, a predicted model, not a curated record